CCUGCAUCGUGCGUUGGUAUACAUUUUUAGAUAACAACCGUUUUCAGUUUGAUUUUUUGAGCUACCGAAUUCCAUUUCUAAUCGGAUGAAUCUAAAAACAUAUUGAUUUGUUCUGUGUUAAAUUGAUAUUUUUAAUACAAUGACAAAUCCAAAGGAGUGCUAUGAACUUGUGCCAGUUGAUGCCAGUUCGAAAACCAAGAAGUCUGCAGAAAAACCAUCUAUUCAUGUUGGAAAAUAUGAAAUCAUUUUGAUUAUCUUUAUGUCAAUAGUGACACUUGGACUUGUGGUGGUAAUAAGAAGUUUCGUUUUUGUGGAAGAAAAUGCACCAACAGUCUGUGAGAAACGAGUGAUUGGAUAUUAUGCUGGCACAGAAAAAUCUCAGAUCACAAUUGAAGAGGUUUCUGAAUUAACACAUGCAGUAUUUGCAUUCGUUUAUAUGGCAACUGAUGGAACUUUGAUGUUUAGUAAUCAGGCCCAAAGAAAUCGAUUUUUGAAGUUAAAAGAACUAACGAAAAAUGAAAACUCUACAGUGAAGAUGAUGUUUUCCAUUGGUGGUAAAGAUAAUUCACAAAACUUUUCACCAGUGACAGCGAGUCCGGAUAGAAAAAAAUCUUUCAUAAAUGCUAUACUUGAGUUGCUUGAAAAGUAUGACCUAGAUGGUGUCGAUUUAUUUUGGAGAUGGCCAAAAUCAGAUGACAAGGAUGAAUAUGCUGUAUUUCUUCGAGAGUUGAAAAAACAGUUGAAAGCCAGGAGAAAGGAUUACAUUUUGUCAGUAGUUGUGGCACCACUUGAUAUAAAUAGAUGGGAUUCUAAAUUUGACAUUAAGAAAAUAAUUAAACAUGCCGAUUUUAUUAGUAUCUAUGGAUUGGCAAAAAAUACGACAGAUUCAGAAUCGCCAAUGUUUGCUUCAGCUUGGGGAGCAGCAAGUUCUUCGAUGCUCGAAUUACCAGGGAUCCAGCAAUUAACUUGUUCAAAUAUACUAUUGACUCGGUCUCUCUAAAAUGGUUCAAUUUUUAAUUAAUUCACUCAAUUAUACAUAAUAUUUUCUUGAAAUUUCAUAUUCUUCGUAUAAAAUAUGUUCUAACAUAAAAAACAUCACACUUUGG
Molecule: messenger RNA, 1106 nt
Organism: Caenorhabditis elegans
Lineage: Eukaryota; Metazoa; Nematoda; Chromadorea; Rhabditida; Rhabditidae
Gene: T19H5.6
Product: GH18 domain-containing protein
Exons: 3
Coding region: 140-1000 (286 amino acids)
Biological process (GO): carbohydrate metabolic process
Molecular function (GO): chitin binding
Source: RefSeq, marked reviewed